This is a messenger RNA of Dothidotthia symphoricarpi CBS 119687, 1242 nucleotides long. RefSeq lists its product as uncharacterized. The coding region runs from base 163 to 1242 and encodes 359 amino acids. Gene Ontology annotation, biological process: secondary metabolic process. The transcript is spliced from 2 exons. Lineage: Eukaryota; Fungi; Ascomycota; Dothideomycetes; Pleosporales; Dothidotthiaceae. The record is from RefSeq and is a predicted model, not a curated record.
UGUAGCCAGUGAUGUCUUUGUAUGCAUGGCAACACAUCUCUAUUGAACCGAUCUAUGACGACUAAAGAAUGGCUCCUGUCUAUCGUACGAUGCUGUCUGGCGACGAUAAAACGUUCCGUAUUCGCACUGUUCUACGCUUCAAGUUUCACUCCAAGCCCAACCAUGCCUAACCUUGCAAUUAUUCACGCCGGCGUCGCUGAGCUUCCCAACGGCACUCCCCUCGUUGUCGCACUCACAGGUGGCACAACAGGAAUUGGAUCGUACGUUGCUAGAGCACUUGCGAGGACUUUCACGAACCAAGGCGCAAAACUACGUGUGUACAUCGUCGGGCGCAACGCUGAGCGCGCGGAAACGCUGCUCCAAUAUGGCCGUUCUACGAGUCCUGGGUCUGAAUGGCGGUUUGUGCAGGUCGCAGACCUGGCGCAGAUGAAAGAUGUAGAUCGCGCCUCUGCAGAGAUCGUGCGAAUGGAGGAGGAGGCACCAUUUGCUGGUGGAAAGGCGAGACUGGAUGUGCUGUAUAUGAGUCAAGCGCUCUCGCCGGUUCAAGAAUCUAAACGUACCGAGGAUGGCAUUGACGCGCAGAUGUCGCUACUGUACUACUCUCGAAUGCGGUUCAUUCAAAAUCUCACUCCUCUAUUGACAAACUCUUCUGCGACUACGGGCGCACGCGUCAUAUCGAUCUUUGCCGGAAGCAUGGAGAGCAAUGUCAAACCGGAUAAAUUGUUGAUUGGGAUCCCGCCAAAAGAAACUUACGGCGUGACAGCUGUACGAAACCAUACCGUGUUCAUGAAGACAUUCAUGUUCGAAGCGCUGGCGGAAAAACACGCGGGUAAGAUCAGCUUUGUACAUAUCUACCCGGGGCUUGUUGAUGGGCCUGUAUUCUACAGCGACGUAAACCCGUUGUGGUUCCGUGUGUUAUGGCGCGUAUUCAAGCCACUGGCAUCUUUGUAUAUGACGGCGCCUGAUGUUUGUGGAGAGAUCAUGGUGUAUCUUGCGACGGCGCGGUACCCUGCGAAGGGAGUCUUCGAGUUGGGCGGUGGAGGUGAGAGUAAAGUUGUUGGUGGAGUCGCUUUCAGUUCGCAGCGUGAGCAUGGGGGCGGCGCGUACGGCGUGGGUCAAAGGGGUGAUGAGACGAAGGCUGUGAGUUAUGCGCAGGCGAGGAAAGACGAUACGGCGGAGAAGGUUUGGCAGCAUACGAUGGAAGUGUUGGAAGGAAAUCAAAAGACGAACGCUGGUCUGUAG